Aspergillus heteromorphus CBS 117.55 is the source of this 1866-nucleotide messenger RNA. Its product is annotated as lysophospholipase. The transcript has 3 exons. Gene Ontology annotation, molecular function: A2-type glycerophospholipase activity. Bases 1 to 1866 code for a protein of 621 amino acids. Lineage: Eukaryota; Fungi; Ascomycota; Eurotiomycetes; Eurotiales; Aspergillaceae. Gene Ontology annotation, biological process: glycerophospholipid catabolic process. Gene Ontology annotation, cellular component: cytosol. The record is from RefSeq and is a predicted model, not a curated record.
AUGCGGCUUCUCUUACUCCCUGCUGCCACGGCAGCGCUCUCUGCCGCCCUCGAUCUUCCCCAGGGCUAUGCCCCCGUGCCCGUCUCCUGCCCGCCCGACCUCGAAUGGAUCCGGCCGGCAGUCGGCCUCAGUCGCGGAGAGGCCGACUGGGUCCAGGGACGGAAGAAGGUCGUCCUGGGCGCGCUGGAUGGCUAUCUCGCGCGUCUGGGGCUGACCGACUUCGACGUGCCCGAGUACAUCUCACGCCUCAACCAGUCCGGCCAGGCCCACGUCCCCAUCCUGGGCAUGGCCAUCAGCGGCGGAGGCUUUGCAUCCGCCUUCACCGGCACCGGGGCGAUGCGGGCCUUGGAUGAUCGCGUCGACGCGGCCAACGAGCAGCGCACCGGCGGGCUGCUGCAGAGCCUGACCUACCUGUCCGGGUUAUCGGGGGGAUCGUGGCCCACGAUGUCGUUCUCGGCCAACAACUUCCCCACGGCCGAGGAGAUCGUGGACAUCUGGAAGCCCGAGAUCGACCGGUUCCUCACCGUCGAGAACACCACCGCGGAGGCCGCCACCGUGGACGACAUGUUCGAGCAGAUCGUCACCAAGGACCUGGAAGGGUUCGACAUCGGCGUGGGGGACUUCAUGGGCCGUGGGUACGCCUACGAGUUCGUCCCGGGGGCAUCGGGGGGCCUCAACACCACCUUCUCGUCGAUCCGCAACCUGAGCAAGUUCGUCAGCCAUGAGAUGCCGAUGCCGAUCAUCCAUCUCUCGGAAGUGGGAACGGGGGAUCCGGAGUAUGAUGGCCUCUACGUGCCCCGUUCCAAUGGCACCAUCUUCGACGUGACCCCCUUCGAGUUCGGGGCCUGGGAUGGAUCCGUGCGGGCCUUCACCCCCGUCGAAUGGCUGGGCAACCGGCUGUCCCACGGCAGACCCGUCAACGAGAGCGUCUGCUACCAGGGGUUUGACCGUGACUCCUUCAUCAUCGGUUCCUCCGCCAACGCGUUCAACUUCUGGUACCUCGAGGCCGUCUCCAACAAUACCCUGGGCCAAUUUGCCAAGCGAUCCCUCCGCCAGCCCGGCCCAUCCAAGCGGUCGAUCCCUCUCGUCGAUCUCGACGGGAUUGCCGACGUCUUCGAGGAGGCCGUCGGGCUGAACCUCACCCAGAUCGCCUCCUCCAGCUACCCCAACCCCUUCGCCAACCUGUCGCUGUCCUCCGGCAACGCCCACAGCUCGGCCUCCCUCAGCAUGGUCGACGGGUCCGAGACGGGCCAAACGAUCCCCUUCUGGGGCCAGAUCCAGCCCGCGCGCAACGUCGACUUCAUCCUCGCGUGGGACGACUCCCAGGACGCCGCGCCCUACGGCUGGAUCUCGGGCGCCAACCUCUACAACACGUACCUGGCCGCCAACGCCACGGGGCUGCCCUUCCCCAUCAUCCCCCCCGUCAGCACGUUAGUGAACCUGAACUACACCACCCACCCCGUCCUCUUCGGCUGCGGCGCCAACCUCACCACCACGGGGGACACCCGCGCCCCGCUCGUCCUCUACUACGCCAACGCGCCCUACAGCGCCUACACGAACUUCACCUUCUGGCAGUCCUCCACGACGCGCGAGCAGAUGGACGAGAUCUUCGUGAACAGCUUCGACAUCGUCACGCAGGGCAACGGGACCUGGGACGCCGAGUGGGCGGACUGUAUCGGGUGCGCGGUGGUGGAGAGGAGUCUGGCGCACGUCGGCAUGCAGCGGACAGCCCAGUGCGAGCAAUGCUUCAGUCGGUAUUGCUGGGAUGGGCAGCUGGAUGAGAGUGAGCCCGCGGAGAUGAAUUCGAACUUGAUUCUCGAUCCGAGUGUCGGGUUUUUGGAGUGGAAUGCGACGAAUCCGUUUUAG